AAACACUCCUCCACGCUGACUUGCUACUGCGCAUGCGCAACCAGACAGACAGACGCUGUCAUGGCCCCGUUCAGGGAGGGAUUGUGCUGGGAAAGACAUGUAAAAAUACCAUUCGGCAGUACACGGUCACUAAUGGACAUCAGCUGUUGAAUUCAGGAUGAAUGACAUGAACCUGAGUCCUGUGGGCAUGGACCAGCUGAGUGUGUCCUCUGUGAGUGCCAGCCACUUGGGUCUGCCCACUUCCCCGACUCACAACCCCAUACCCACUCCAGGCAUGCCAGUGGCCAUCCCUAGUUUGGGUCCUUCCCUUGGUUCCCUCCCCUCUGCCUUAUCUCUGAUGCUCCCCAUGGGUCCGCUGAGUGACAGGGGAGUGAUGUGCGGCCUGCCGGAAAGGAAUUACUCCUUGCCGCCUCCUCCAUACCCCCACCUGGAGAGCAGUUACUUCCGACACAUACUUCCAGGUAUUCUGUCCUACCUGGCAGACCGUCCACCGCCUCAGUACAUUCAUCCCAGCAGCCUUAACAUGGAUGGAACCUUGUCUGUGGCCAGCAACAACCCCUCAGGUCUGGACCCCUACAGUGGCCCUGGAGGCCCACUGGAGCAGGGCCUGGUGCCCAUGGACUCCAGACAGGUCAGUGGUCAGGGAGACCUCCACCAGACUGGUGCUCAUGAGCUGGACUCUACAGGGUUGGCGAUGGAGUCUCGUGUCAGCAGCCCCAUGUCUCCGGACCGCAUGGGGGAGGAGCUGGCGACCAUGGAUGGAGUUGGGGUGGUGGCGGUGUCUGACACCCAGCAGCAGCUUGGCGGGGGAAGGCAGCCUCAGCCUCACGAAGGCCUGACAGGGGUGGACUCUUCUGGUGGCGUGAUGCCCCUCCAUGGACCCCCUGUACUGGAACUACCGGUGGUGAUGGAGCCUGACCAUAUGGGGGGACGAGUGGGAAACUCUGGGGCAGGAGGAGCUGGAGGACUUGGGGAGCAGCUCCACACAAACGGAGAGCUGAACUCGGGUGUUGUUAGCGUGGUGCUCACUGGCUCCAUGGCCAGCCAAAGCCAGCUGGAACCAGUGUCCCUGCACGGACACUCUGGGAUGGGACUGGAGGCGGUUAACGUGUCCCCCAUCACUGCAGAAGUGUCUCUGGGGCCAGAAAACAACCUGGUGCUUGUCAACUCCACCCUGCAGCUGGAGGAUUCUGCUUCCAACAAGGAGAACUUGGUGUCUGCUUACACCAUGUGGUGCACACUAUGUGAACGCUCAUAUACCUCAGACUGUCCAGAACACGGCCCGGUCACCUUCAUCCCUGAUGCGCCCAUCCAAAGCCGGGCUCGCCUCUCUCUGCCACGCCCGCUGUGCCUGCGCAUCUCGGUGGCCGACGAACCUCUUGGAGUUUUUGCACGGGACGUCAUUUCUCCGCGAACCUGCUUCGGACCAAUGGUGGGACAGCACUGCAGCAAUGUGGAUCUCUCUGACUGGCUAGAAAAAGAGACACCUCAAAUAUGGAAGAUGUACCACAACAACGUGCUGGAGUUCUACAUUGUGACUACAGAUGAGAACGAAUGCAACUGGAUGAUGUUUGUCCGAAAGGCGAGGACCCGUGAAGAGCAGAAUCUGGUGGCCUAUCCUGCCAAUGGUAAACUGUUCUUCUGUACAACCACAGAGAUCCACCCUGACCAGGAGCUGCUCUUCUAUUACAGCAGAGACUACAGCAGGCUGAUGGGUGUUCCUCAGGUGCCAGAGGGUCAGAUCUGCCAGUGUGGCAAAGAGUGCUCCUCCUUCUCCGAGCUCAAGUCUCACCUUAGCAGCCAUAACAGUAACCACAGCCAUAACCAGCCUCCACACAGCCACAGCCCGUCGCAGCAGGACCACUCCCAGCAACAACAUCAACCUCCACAGCAGCAGCAGCAGCAGCAGCAGCAGCCACAGCAGCAACAAGAACAACAGCCACAGCAACACACUCACCAGGAGGAGAAACUGACCAACGGAACCUCGAGCUCAUCCUCUUCCCCAUGGCCCUGCCACAACCACCCCACGGGGCACACGAACACUGACAACAACAACAGCAGUGGGGGCAAUGGUAGUAGAAACUCUAAUAACCCCAGAACAAAAGGCCAGGGACAUGUGCGGGAGAAGAAAUAUAAGUGCAGCAUGUGUUCCCGGGGUUUUAUAACUUCCACUAAGCUCAAUGUGCACUUCAUGGGGCAUGUGGGAAUGAAACCCCACAAGUGUGAAUACUGCAGCAAGGCCUUCAGCGAUCCCAGCAACCUCAGGAUGCACCUCAAGAUUCACACAGGUCAGAAGAACUACAGAUGCACAGUUUGUGAGAAGUCGUUCACCCAGAAAUCCCACGUAGCGUCACAUAUGCUCAUCCACACUGGCGCAGAGAAGCUCAAGUGCGACCUCUGCGACCGCACAUUCCUCAGGAAACACGACCUGAAGCAGCACAUGUUCUCUCACACACACGAACGCCGGAUUCAGUGCCCCAAGUGCAACAAACACUUCAUCAAGACCAACCACUUGAAGAAGCACAUGAACUCUCACGAGGGCCGACGAGACUUUGUCUGCGAGAAGUGCCACAAGGCUUUUCUUACCAAAUACCACCUCACACGUCACCUGAAGAUCUGCAAAGGGCCCAAGGCAGAAAGAGCGUCCCGGAAGGAGCAGGACGUUGACGAGGAGGAAGAGGAUGAAGAGGAGGAUGACGGCAGAGGAGGAGGAGGAAGAAGAGGAGGAAAGAGACUGGUUGACUCGGCUAAUAGUGAGGACUGUGGUUUGGAUGUUGCAGGGUAUAACUCUGAAAAGUCCCUGUCACCCCCUCAUUGACAACACUGUGCCUCUUGAGAUGUUUUAUUUAUUUACUUUACUAUAGUACCGAUGUUUACCUCUCUUUUUUUUUGCCAAAUACUAGUUACUUUGUUGAAUUAUAACUGGCAUUGGUCAUAAUCCAUACAAUUAACUGCCACAUUUUACAUUAAAAGCAAAAAAUAUUCUGUCAUAUUAGAAGCCAACCAAUUUAACCGUAUUUCUCUUAAGUUAUUCUCUUUUUCUCAUUAACUCAGGCUUGUGUGAUAUCAUUGGUUGAUGGUUUUUGUAUAAGCUAUCAUUCAUUCAUUGUUUUUCCUUAAUCCUAAUUCCUCAAUUCACUUAAUAACAUGACUGAAUGUCAAUUUAAAAUUCUGAUAUUCUUGUAUGUUCUUGCAUUUAACUCUUGAUUAUAUGUAGUCGCCAAAUGGGUUGUGCUGUUAUUCUUUAUUUAUUUUCUGUAUUUUUUUUCUUUAUUUAAUUUUUCUGUGUGAAUGGAGCCGUUUGAAAUCAAGAAUCUGGGCAUUAAUGUGACAUUAUCCCACAUUGUGUGUGUCGACUGAAUGUCAAAAUAAUGUUGUAGCUCCAUCCUACUUGUUGCCCAUUUUAAUAAAUGGAUAUUUACA
Amphiprion ocellaris (clown anemonefish) is the source of this 3423-nucleotide messenger RNA. It is a transcript of the gene prdm4, whose product is annotated as PR domain containing 4. The record is from RefSeq and is a predicted model, not a curated record. The transcript has 12 exons. Gene Ontology annotation, molecular function: DNA-binding transcription factor activity, RNA polymerase II-specific; RNA polymerase II cis-regulatory region sequence-specific DNA binding; histone deacetylase binding. Gene Ontology annotation, cellular component: cytoplasm; nucleus. Gene Ontology annotation, biological process: cell fate commitment; regulation of transcription by RNA polymerase II. Lineage: Eukaryota; Metazoa; Chordata; Actinopteri; Pomacentridae. Bases 158 to 2818 code for a protein of 886 amino acids.